CUCCCGCCCGACUUUGCGAAGUCGCUGGCUCAGGCCGGGCUGGAGCCGCUGCCAUCUUGGCCGAGGGACGGAGCAGCCCCUGCGCCCGUGCCCGAUUCAAGAUCCAGCCCGUAUUAUGGCUGGCAGUGGGUCCAGAUCAGGACCAUCCAGUGGGUUUUCCAUGAAAUCACAGCUUCAGAUCACUGUUAUUUCAGCAAAACUCAAAGAGAAAAACAAAUGGUUUGGACCCAGCCCUUAUGUGGAAGUCUCAGUAGAUGGGCAGUCAAAGAAGACAGAAAAAUGCAACAAUACAAACAGUCCAAAGUGGAAACAGCAUCUUACAGUAAUUGUCACUCCUGUAAGUAAAUUAAACUUUCGAGUCUGGAGCCAUCAAACGUUAAAAUCUGAUGUCCUUCUGGGAAGUGCUGCUCUGGAUAUCCAGGAGACUUUGAAAUCAAACAGUAUGAAACUUGAGCAAGUAGUGGUGACAUUGCAUCUUGUUGGUGACAGAGAACCAGCAGAAGUAGUAGGGGAUUUGUCUGUCUGUCUAGAUGGGAUGCAGGUAGAUCCAGAGCUCCUAACCAAUGGUGAUGCCUCAAGUACAAGAAGUCCUACACAGAGUGAUAGCUCCAAAGCAAGGAAUGAUACACGGACUAACUCAAAUGGCCUUGAAAGCUCUGAAGAUGCUUCUCCCAGUGAAAACAAGACUGUUAAUGGCAGUGAUUCUCCAUUACUCACAAAUGGAAGCUGCAAACCUUCUAGACCUCCCAGGCCUGCCAGACCACCUCCACCCACUCCCCGCAGACCCACUUCUCUAGCUGCAAGUGCAAAUGGUCCUUCAACCACAUCCACAGAGAGCGAUGGGGCCAGUGCAGGAUCACUGGCAGGUCCAGCUGCAAAUACGUCUUCCGAGCAGAGCCCUGAGGGGGCAACAGCAGCAACAACAGCAGCUCCUGCGACUGCUGCACUCGCCACACCUCCAGUAUCAAGACAAAUCCAGCCAGUAAAUCCUCCACCUCAGGCACUUACUACAGUCAGUCAAGGUCCUCUUCCACCUGGUUGGGAGCAAAGAGUAGACCAACACGGUCGAGUAUACUAUGUAGAUCAUGUUGAAAAAAGAACAACGUGGGAUCGCCCAGAGCCUCUUCCUCCAAGCUGGGAGCGGCGAGUUGACAACAUGGGGAGAAUUUAUUAUGUUGACCACUUCACAAGAACAACGACGUGGCAGAGACCAACAUUAGAGUCUGUCCGCAAUUACGAGCAGUGGCAGCUUCAGCGCAGUCAGCUUCAAGGAGCUAUGCAGCAGUUUAACCAGAGGUUUAUAUAUGGGAACCAGGACUUUUCAUCCACACAGAACAAAGAGUUUGAUCCUCUUGGCCCUCUGCCACAUGGAUGGGAAAAGAGAACUGACAGCAAUGGCAGGGUGUAUUUUGUCAAUCACAACACACGGAUCACUCAGUGGGAAGAUCCCAGGAGUCAGGGUCAAUUAAAUGAGAAACCCUUACCAGAGGGCUGGGAAAUGCGAUUUACUGUGGAUGGUAUUCCAUAUUUUGUGGAUCACAAUAGAAGAACCACUACAUAUAUAGAUCCCCGCACUGGCAAGUCUGCUCUAGACAAUGGACCCCAGAUAGCUUAUGUGCGUGAUUUCAAGGCAAAGGUCCAUUAUUUCAGAUUCUGGUGUCAGCAACUGGCAAUGCCACAGCACAUAAAGAUUACAGUGAGCAGAAAAACAUUAUUCGAGGACUCGUUUCAACAGAUAAUGAGCUUCAGCCCUCAGGAUCUACGGAGACGCUUAUGGGUUAUUUUCCCUGGUGAAGAAGGCUUGGAUUAUGGAGGUGUUGCAAGGGAAUGGUUCUUUCUAUUGUCACAUGAAGUUUUGAACCCAAUGUAUUGCCUGUUUGAAUAUGCAGGGAAAGAUAACUACUGCUUACAGAUAAACCCAGCCUCUUACAUUAAUCCAGACCAUCUGAAAUACUUCCGAUUUAUUGGAAGAUUCAUUGCCAUGGCUUUGUUCCAUGGGAAAUUCAUUGACACUGGUUUCUCUCUGCCGUUCUAUAAACGUAUCCUAAACAAGCCAGUAGGACUCAAGGAUUUAGAAUCUGUUGACCCAGAGUUUUACAACUCUCUCAUCUGGGUAAAAGAGAAUGAUAUUGAAGAAUGUGGCUUGGAAAUGUUUUUCUCAGUUGAUAAAGAAAUUCUAGGUGAAAUCAAAAGCCAUGAUUUGAAGCCAAAUGGUAGCAACAUUCUGGUCACAGAAGAAAACAAAGAAGAAUACAUUAGGCUAGUAGCAGAAUGGAGACUUUCCCGAGGUGUUGAGGAGCAGACACAGGCUUUCUUUGAAGGCUUCAAUGAAAUUCUGCCACAGCAGUAUCUGCAGUAUUUUGAUGCUAAGGAACUGGAGGUGCUUCUUUGCGGAAUGCAAGAAAUUGAUUUGAAUGACUGGCAGAGACACACCAUCUACAGGCACUACACCAGGACCAGCAGGCAGAUAGUGUGGUUCUGGCAGUUUGUGAAAGAAAUAGAUAAUGAGAAGAGAAUGAGACUCUUGCAGUUUGUGACUGGAACAUGCAGAUUACCAGUGGGAGGAUUUGCUGACCUCAUGGGGAGCAAUGGACCCCAGAAAUUUUGUAUUGAAAAAGUUGGCAAGGAAAACUGGUUACCUAGAAGUCAUACCUGUUUCAAUCGCUUAGAUCUUCCACCCUAUAAGAAUUAUGAGCAGUUGAAGGAAAAGCUGUUGUUUGCAAUUGAAGAAACAGAAGGAUUUGGGCAAGAAUAGCUAAAAUUUGCACCUUGAAGAAUGUGAACUCAACACAAUGUCUGGUCUUCACUUCUUCUGCUUGUUGCACACUUCAUUGUAAAGUAGACUUGACUUGGAUUUAUUUAACAAUACUAAUGUGUAAGUAAAUGGAUGUUAUCCUGAGGUUUUAUCCACAGUAACUCUGGAUUUCUACUGAGCACUUUCAGAAAUCAAAUGAGCAAUCAGAUAUGGCUGCAAAUUAAUUCUGACCUACGUAGAGGUUUAAUACAGCUUUGGGCUCUGCUUUGUUUUACCAUUCAUUAAUUAGAAUGUGUCCUUAAUGACUGACAGAUUUUUAACAAUAGUUUUGUCUUUCCUUUUUAGUAGCAUUUUUUGCUACUGAUGCACUGGGAAGUUCAUUGGUAGCUGCAGUGCUGCAGCAGCAUCCUAAGCCUCUUUAAGCAGUGUUGUAGAGCCAGCCUGUCCGUGAGCAAAUCCAUCAUUUCAGCCCUUUUUUCUAUGUCAAGUGUGGCCAGACUGUUUUUCCCUGCCUGGAGUCUGCUCACAUGCCAGCUGGACUCAAGCUGCUGCUAAGGGGAUGUCAAACUGUGGCACGAAUCCAGGGCAUAGCUUUGCUUUGGUUUUCUUUUUCCUAAUUCUGCGAAUUUCAGCAAAAUAGCCACCUGCCCAAAGUUGUUGGAACCUUUCUGUGUGCCCUUGGAAGAGUUCUGAUCUUUUUUUCUGUGUAACACAUUUAAGUUUUAAAUCAAUAUUAACACUGUGGUACUUCACUUGUUUUGCAAAAGACAAGGCCACCUGGGAUUGCACUGAUUCCAUGUAGAUUCCUGUUUGCAGACUGAUGUUUCUUGUCAACAGUGUUAAUGGACGUUAUUGUCAGUGUUAUUCUUACGUGUUGCAGUCAGUUGCUGUGAAGGCUCUUGGGUUCUCAGGAUGAGGUACCAAACAACUGGAUUCAGAAAAUGAUAGUACUUAGCAUUUUUGGUAAUGAACUGAUACUGAACUGAUGGCUAAGGCUAAGAGGAUGAGAAAGUUCAGACAGGAAUUACAGAUCUUUGAAAAGCUGGAGCAUCAGUAAAUACUUCCAUAAAGACUGAAACUCAAGUUUCUGGGGGAGAUUUCUAAGCUAAUUCACUGCUUGUAGCUAAUAACUUUUGUAGUGAGUUCCUAUUGGAUUAAUAACAUCUUUUACUUCCUUUUAGAAUCUGUUAAUACUCAGUUCUCUUCUGGUUUACAAUAACAUUUUGCAUUUUACUGCUCCUUUAGACUGAAUGCACUUUUUGGGUAUGGUCAGCUCCUUCCCUGUGUGAAGGGAGGAAAGCAAACUUCAGUGAGCUGAGCUGGUAGCCAUGGUAGGAGUUGUGACACUUGAAACACCAUGUAGCACAUACUAAAGCAUAAUGAGGCUCUACGCAUUGGGCCAGGAGCUGGUUUUAAGAGGCUUUUGGAUAUGGGAGCCAAAACAGGACAGUGGGAAACUGUAAAACUGAACUUCCAGUCUCGAAAAGAGUGUUUCUUUCCUCUUGUCCCUUCUGUCUAAACUGUAAGAGGGAAGAACUGAUUCAAGCCUAAGAACCACCAAGGCACUGCAGGUUUUAACUGAGUUUUUCAGGUCAUGCAAGGAGAUGCUUACUGGAAGGCAGGAUUCUCAGCCUGUAGAGUGAACAGCUCUUGCGUCAUGCAUAUUCCAAGAAAGGCAUGGAAAAGGGUUUCUGGUAACACAGAAAUGACCCUCUCUUACAGUUCCAUUGCUGGUAGAACCAACCUGACUUCAUGGGCUUACUAGGAGAAAAAUCUGCCAACUUCAGAAAGGUUUGAUGGAUUUCUUAUAGUACACAGCUCACGAGGAGAAAAAAAGCCUUAUAAAUAUAUUCUGUUUGUAUGAGUUCUUACAAUGAAAGGUAGUUACCUAACGUAUUUCCAAGAGAGGUUAAAUUAAGCAAGAUAAUGCAAGAUUAAGCUAUGACAAAUAGUCUGUGUUCUGCAUAAUGCUUUAUGAUUCAUGUAGGGAACCUAGAACUAUUGUUAAUGUAUAAAUAUCACCCAAAAGGCUUUCAGCCCUAUAUUUUUAAACUAAAGAAUAGCUAUAAUUGAAAUAGCCUUAGCCCUAGUUCUAUAGGGUGUGGCUGUUGAAUAUUUUUAUGGUUGAAAUGUUUAGUUCAGGACAAGGUAAAUGCUUGUAUAUAUUUUUGCAGUCCGGGAUUCCACUUAUUCCAUUUUUCUUUAAUUUAAAUGGCAUGUUUAUAUGUCUUUUCUGCUGUAUUAGGAUGGGGGAAAGGGGGCUGGAUAUCCCAAGCACCAGACAGGAUUUUAAAAGAGAAAUAAAUAAAAAAUAAAGAAUCCACUGGGGGGAGGAGAGGGGGAAAAUAAUCUGAGAAACAUGGGGUUGGCCAAAAAAGACAGAAAUUAAAGCAAAUUUCUUGUAUUGAACUGGGGACAUUUCUGAAGUCGGAGGUUCAGAUUCCUCAGCCGUUUUGCUCCAUCAGCAUUGAGAAUGAGAACAAAUGUGUUCAGUUUUUACAGCAUGUUGUGUAGAAAUAAAAAGGACUUAAUAUGAGCCACUGGUGCAGUUCUGUUCUUUGUGGGGAUCUGGUGAAAGAAGGUGGAGCUGAGCCCAGAGCAUCCUGAAGCCCAGACCGCAGGUUGUGAGGAACUGGGCUUCCAAUAAGAUUUUCAGCAGAUGAAUGAAUUUGUCUCCCACCAUCCGGCUGAUUUAGCAACCCAAGCUGCAUAAAUUCAUAGUAUGUCACAACGCAGGUUCUGCCAAUGCAGGCAGUUGCCAAUUGAUCCCAAUUGCUUGAGUAUUAAAAUAACUUUUAUUUAGAGUUUUCCCUUGGGAGAAUAACAUGAGCAAAUGAAACGCUGAGCUGCGGAUGGAAGAAUUAACAAAAUCUUGUAGCUCUGGGCAGCUCAGGAAAUGUUAAUACAGUAAUGAAAUGCACAGGAAAUGCAUCAUGUCUUCAUCUGAUCUAGAAUGGAAAUUAUUUUAGUCAAGUUGCUGGCAUUUAAAAAGAAGGGGGUGUAUUAUUCUGAGGGAAUUAAAACAAAUGCUUAAGUUUUUAUGAUUUUAUUUUCUGCAUUUUUAUUACAUGCUGCACUGGAUUUGUAAUCUUGACUCUCUGCUAUACUGGUAUCUCCAGCCCCCUUUUUAUGGUGUCUUUUAAUUUUCUUCAAGAAUCACUGUUUGUGUAUAUGUGCUCUAGUGAACUCAUCUAUAAACUGGGAUCAGCAGCACUGGAUUGUAAAAUACUGUACUGAAAUUCCUUGUUGAAGUUUCCUUGCAUUGUAAUUUCAAAUACUCAGGUAACUGUAACAGUAUCUCAGUAAGUCAAAUACUUUUAUAAAACUACUUAAAGAGC
Molecule: messenger RNA, 6093 nt
Organism: Strigops habroptila (Kakapo)
Lineage: Eukaryota; Metazoa; Chordata; Aves; Psittaciformes; Psittacidae
Gene: ITCH
Product: itchy E3 ubiquitin protein ligase
Exons: 24
Coding region: 116-2755 (879 amino acids)
Biological process (GO): protein K63-linked ubiquitination; ubiquitin-dependent protein catabolic process; protein K48-linked ubiquitination
Molecular function (GO): protein binding; ubiquitin protein ligase activity
Source: RefSeq, a predicted model, not a curated record